AUCACGGAGGGUAACAUACUCACCAAACUCGACUUAUAUGACCUGACUGCAAUCCUCAAAGCCGGGCGUCUUCUUUAAUCAACGACGGAACUCCCGACUCUUCACGGCUUUUGUCAAUAUCAAUCAUCUUUACUCACUUUAAUCCACACCAACAAGCAAAAACCGCCGCCAUGGUCAAGACGUUCUCCUUCCAAGACAUCCAGGUCAACUCGCCCGGCUUCGGCGCCAUGGGCCUCAGCUUCGGCCUCGGGAGUAACCUCACCCUCGAGGAGGCCGAGCCCGUGCUCCUGAAGGCCAUCGAGCUCGGCUGCACCUUUUGGGACACCGCCGUCGUCUACCAGGCCGGCGUCAACGAGAAGCUCCUGGGCGACUUCAUCCGAAAACACAACGUCCGCGACAAAGUUUUCAUUGCCUCCAAGUGCGGCUUCGCCGUCUUUGAGCAAGGCAUGGCCGUCACCAACUCCGCCUCCCACAUCAAGAAGUACAUCGACGGCACCAUCGAAAGGCUCGGGUUCACCCCGGACCUCUACUACCUCCACCGCAUCGACCCCAACACGCCCCUCGAGGAGUCCAUCCCGGCCCUCGACGAGAUCCGCAAGGCCGGCAAGACAAAGUACAUCGGCCUCUCCGAAUGUUCAGCCGCCACUCUCCGCAAGGCAAACUCCAUCGCCAAAAUCGACGCCGUCCAGGCGGAAUACUCAGCCUUCGAAACGGUUCACGAGACCGACGGGCUGAUCGAGACGACCAGGGAGCUCGGCGUCGCCUAUGUCGCCUACAGCCCGCUCGGCCACGGCUGGCUCGUCGACGACUUCCCUUUCAAGAGCCCCGAUGACUUUGCCCCCGAUGAUUUCCGACGCGGAAGCCCAAAGUUCCAAGGCGAAAACUUUUACAAGAACAAGGCCAUCGUCGACGAGAUCAAGAAGCUCGCUGCCCGGAAGGGGUGCAGCCUGCCGCAGAUCGCCCUCGCCUGGGUCGCCGCCCAGGGCAUGAUCCCCAUCCCCGGCACGACCAAGGCCAAGCGACUCGAGGAGAACUGGGCGUCGAGGGACAUCGACCUGACCGAGGAGGAGAAGGGGGAGAUGCGGCGCAUCAUCGACGCGGCGAAGCCGCAUGGAAACAGAUACAACCCAACGCAGCAGGCCAUGGUGGGGCACUAGGCGGUAGCUGUUGGCUAUAAAAGAAUAAUAAACUGCUCUUUUUCCCAUCACAAGUUCAAGAACAGUCAAAUCACCCGAUAUGCCUUCCGGAUGAUGAUGGGCUAUAAAUCAAGUCGACCUUAAAA
Colletotrichum destructivum is the source of this 1282-nucleotide messenger RNA. RefSeq names its product Putative NADP-dependent oxidoreductase domain-containing protein. Lineage: Eukaryota; Fungi; Ascomycota; Sordariomycetes; Glomerellales; Glomerellaceae. The record is from RefSeq and is a predicted model, not a curated record. The transcript has 7 exons. The coding region runs from base 171 to 1157 and encodes 328 amino acids. Gene Ontology annotation, cellular component: cytoplasm.